Messenger RNA from Talaromyces amestolkiae, 1932 nucleotides. RefSeq lists its product as uncharacterized. The transcript is spliced from 5 exons. NCBI's taxonomy places the organism in Eukaryota, Fungi, Ascomycota, Eurotiomycetes, Eurotiales, Trichocomaceae. Bases 1 to 1932 code for a protein of 643 amino acids. The record is from RefSeq and is a predicted model, not a curated record.
AUGGCGUACCACGACGUGAAUCGGUAUGGGCUUGGGCGCGGUGGUCGUCCAUCAUCUCAUCGGUACGCUUCGCCUCCGAUGAGCUCAUCUAGGCAAGCCACUAGUGGUUCGAGUUACCUACACAACUCCCCGAGCGGCUAUCGACGGACGAAUAGCAACAUGAACGCCAUUCAGUCGCCGGAGAACGGUAUCUAUGAGGAGUAUGGGACCACCCCCAUGGCGAUAUCUCCUUACCCGGAAGCAGAUGUUAUGAAUAUGCACCCAGCUCCAUACACAGAACACCCGAGAAUGAAUAAUAUAUUGGGCAACCCUCCGCAAGUCCAUGUAUCGUCUCACGCUUUUCCACACAAUAUGGGGUACUCACCUCCAUGGAAUGUGUUGCAUACCGAGGUAGACUACAGAGCCAUAGCAGCGGAAACGUCAGAUGAAUUGUUCCACUCGAUGAUAGAUCAAAAUAUGCUCCUGAACGUGCCUCACAACCCUCGUAGUCAUGGCACUGGUGAAACAAGGGGGUCGUUCUCUACCGUGGGCACACCGCACACGGCUUCUUCGGAUUGCCGUAGUGAAGUGAGCCUCGAACAUACAGAGAUAAGGAGAGGCGGACGACAGCAGGGCUCGAGGCUACCAGAAGACGGCGUGCUGAAUGUUCGCCAGGUGCGGGAUGUAGGGGCAUGUAUCAGGUGCUUCGUGUUACGAGAAAGGUGUUCGCCCGGUACACCCUGUUUAAAGUGCUCCAUUACCAAGGGUCGUAAAUGGGUCGGCUGUAUACGCUCCUUCGAGGAACUGACUAAAUUACUCAAUCCUGACACACUUGCUGGACGGUUGCGACCCCAGGCUCUGACGCAAUGGAUGUCUACGAAUAUUCGGAGUACUCUUUGGCAGAGACAGUUUGACCUGCCAUUGAGCUUCGGGUUCGGCGAAAAUUUCAUCGGAUUUCGGGGUGUCGAAUAUAUUCCCAACACAGACGAAGCACGCUGGAGGGGUACUGUCGGCCACAGUGAUAUACAUCCUGAAUCACCCCAAUUUCAUCAGAGCCUUUACGUAUAUCCAGUCAAUAGUUCCUCUCUUGACGUUCAGAGAAUGGUAUGGGAGUGGUUGAAACAAACUCUCGGGGACAGACAUAGUAUGGAAGAUUGGUUACGUACAUGUUUUCGCGGAGAUGAACUCAAAUGGAUACGGGAUUUACUUCGAGUGACUCGGCGCUACACCUUUGAAAGCUGGAAUGAAAGGCCGCAGGAGGAAGUCGACUCCCAGCUUGACGAUAACCUAUUAGAUGCAUGGAUGGCGUGCUUGAUUGUGACAAUACUAUCGUUACCCAUCAAUAUCCCUACGGAUGUGGUCGAUAGUAUUGUUCCGAAUCUGCAAUUCGGCUCCUACCAAAGUCCAUACCCGAAUGCCUCUCGUGCCUUGUCGAAAUGCGUUAAAAGCUUGUUGUUUGAUAUGUACCAGCAAUUCGUCAAAAGAAUCACGUUGGCUCUCGAAAACUUUGAUAAGCUCAAGAUUGAACAGAUAUCUGAACGUCGUCUGGCUCAUGUGAACUGUAUCUCGGUUUUGCUGAUGGUUCUGACAUCGCGAAUUCAGACGUCGUUGAUGGACGACAGUCGGCUAACCUUCGAACGAGAGAACGAUCCGACAAUAUGGGAUCAAACUCUGGUUCAAUUAGAGAACGUUGAAGGGGUGUUCAAGAACAUCAUUCUGUUUGUUCGUUACAUGAGCAAAGAAUGGUUUAAACAGAACCGUGGAUCAAGAUUACGAGAUCUUCCUCGGGAGAUCCGCGAAAUAGGGCAAAACUAUCACAAUGCCAUUGAGCCACACAUCAAUGUCAAGCUGGAGGCAUUUAGAGGCCCCGACGUUUUGUUUCAUAAACCAAAUAUGCAGCGGGUCUUUGCGUUUUUCUUCAAUCUUGAGUGUCAAUUUCGUAAAACUCGAUAG